AUGAUAUUUGUAACUGAUAGAAACGGUGAAGUGGUUUUACAGCCUGCAACAGGUGAAAAUAUCAGAUACGUACUUCCUUUAAAUUUUCAACUUGACAAUAACGACUUUAAUCUCCCUCCUCCUUUAGAUUUGCAAUUCAAACUACUUUGGACCUGUGGAGUUACAAAAGCUACUCUGGACAAACACCCACUUCACAGUGCAUUUUCAAAGAAAUUACCUAGAACAACACUAAAGACUUUUGGUCUUGACAUCUCUAUCAUGAAGAUGGCGUUAUACAGAUAUAUGACAAAUUUCAAGAAUAUGUGGUCGACCAAGAGUAGAUCUGUAAAACACCUCAAUCGUCUGAUUGACACUUUGCUCAAGAUACAUUUGGCACCUACACGUGAGAAACGAUACAAGGACUUUAUAGCUAAGCAAAAAGUAAAAGCAGAUAAAGAAAAGGAAGAAAAAGGACAACACGUUAUGCAAGCUCAAGUAUUCCCUAUGAAAGGAUUAGCGUUAUCAAGAAAUGGAAAAAGAAAGCUUUUUUAUUAUGAACGUAGAGCUGAAAAAGAAGCUAUAACGUCUCUUGGUACUAUUUCAGUCACUGAAACCGAAGAUGAGACUGAUAUGCGACUGGAAAUCGCUGCUGAUACAGAUCCCAUUGUUGACCAAGAAACUACUAUAGCAGAAGAAAAAACUGGUUCAAUGAGCAAUGAUAUUCCUAGACGACGAUUGAAGACCUUAAGAGGUGUUAUCAAAGAUAUACUGUUUAAGCGUGAUAGCCACGAUAUUGAAGAAGACGAAGUUAGCAAUAAGCUUGCCGAUGCAGAAUCGAAGGAAUUACAAACUUAUGUUCUUAUUAUCAACUUCUUGAAGCCAUACAUGCCCUCAAAACAAAACUUUUACACAAUAUCACAUCAAAUUCCUUUCUUCUUGAUGGCCAAUGAUAUUUUGCACGCUACAGGCUAUAGCAAGUUUACUGCAAAUACAACAUCGCAUCUUGUACCAAGCAAUUUAAACGCUCUGAAAGUUGAUGCUCCUUCCCUUUUUGCUCUCUUUUGCACAAAAACCAAGCAAGGCGUUCUGACUGUCUAUAAUUUUAAUGGUGACGCAAUAAUAUCUAGACAAAUAGCCACAAAGUCUAAGGAUGCCAUGUUUGGCUCUUUAUUUGAUCUGAUUGCAAUCAAAAAUGUAUGUAACAGCUAUGGAUUAGAAUUUGCUCACAACAUGUACGUGCUGCCUGGUUUAAAGACUGUCCAUAUAAACGGUACGCUGAAAAAGCCGGUUCUUGCCGAGACAUAUCCUGUCACUAGUGUUACAUCAAAUCCUGCUCGAAGAUCCGUUCACCAUUUACAGAGUACACUUUUGCAAACAGGAUUGAAAAAUGUCUUGAAAGAAUGCAAGUACUACCUCUUGCAAAACAACAUCAAUGAAGAUAAAAAGAAAUGGAUCCGUAAGCGUGCUGAACCAUUACAUCAGCAAGAGACCGAGCAUAUCCACCAGAUGUACCAAAGAAUAGAACAGAUAAAGACACGCAAAGCUGAAUUCAAUGCAAGAUUACACAGAAUGAAAGAGGAAUUAUCAACAGAAAGAACAAAAACUUAUCUUAAGCGAAAACAACUGACAACUUCAUCCAAUAGAACUAGAGAGGAACAAAGAAUACAUAUUAUCACACAAGAUGCACUUAAGUGUAUCGACAAAGUAAAAAUAUGA
Rhizopus microsporus ATCC 52813 is the source of this 1695-nucleotide messenger RNA. RefSeq lists its product as uncharacterized. The record is from RefSeq and is a predicted model, not a curated record. The coding region runs from base 1 to 1695 and encodes 564 amino acids. The transcript is spliced from 4 exons. Lineage: Eukaryota; Fungi; Mucoromycota; Mucoromycetes; Mucorales; Rhizopodaceae.